Vittaforma corneae ATCC 50505 is the source of this 531-nucleotide messenger RNA. RefSeq lists its product as uncharacterized. The record is from RefSeq and is a predicted model, not a curated record. Gene Ontology annotation, molecular function: metal ion binding; RNA binding. Bases 1 to 531 code for a protein of 176 amino acids. NCBI's taxonomy places the organism in Eukaryota, Fungi, Microsporidia, Nosematidae. The transcript has a single exon.
AUGACAGCCCGAGAAAAGAAGUAUGAUUUCGAGGAGUUCAUCGAAAAAGAACUAAAAUUGUCUGAAACGGCCGAUGUCUACUGUCCAGCAUACCAAAAAGGGCAGUGUAGAGACAGACAUUGCAGGCUUAUCCACAUCAAGUUAGCUACUGCUGUUGUCUGUAAGCACUGGUUGAGAGGACUAUGCAAGAAAAAUGAGAAAUGUGAGUUCCUCCACGAAUAUAAUCUUAAGAAGAUGCCAGAGUGUUUCUUCUUCAACGUUUAUGGUGUUUGCAAUAACAGCGACUGUAUAUUUCUCCACCUCAGACCUGAUUCUGCAGCUAGAGAGUGUAUUUGGUACAAGCGAGGAUUCUGCAAGAACGGUGCCAGCUGCAAGAACAAGCACAACCGAGCUAUGAUGUGCUGGGAUUACUAUGCUGGGUUUUGCAAAAAUGGACCAUUUUGUAAAUUUGCACAUCCUAAAUUCGAGAUCAAAUUUGCAGAGGUGAAUGAUGAGGACAUUCUAAAUAGACCAAAGCCAAAUAUACACUAG